Brenthis ino (lesser marbled fritillary) is the source of this 1122-nucleotide messenger RNA. NCBI's taxonomy places the organism in Eukaryota, Metazoa, Arthropoda, Insecta, Lepidoptera, Nymphalidae. The record is from the annotation of a GenBank genome assembly.
AUGCAAAAAUGGUGGAAUUGGGUUCUUUUUAUUGCAUUACUGUGUUUGUUAUUUAUUGCUGUUCCUUUAACAUAUACCACAAGUCCAAGUGGUACCAAGGAUAAAAUCCGACCGAUGUUCGACGAGUAUAUUAAAAAAUAUAAUAAAACUUACAAAAACAAUCUAGCAGAAUAUGAAACGAGAUUAGAACAUUUUGUUGCCUCAGUACAAGAAAUUGAAAAGUUAAAUGCUGCUUCUAGAGGACCAGAGGCUCAUAGAGCGAAAUAUGGACUUACAAAGCUCUCAGAUAUGUCUAAAGCUGAAUUUAAAGAAAUCCACCUAUCUGAUGAGAAACCUCAUCAUAAUCGACGCAGGCAGGAUAAAAAUAGAGAUGACACAUCUGAUUUUAUAGGUGAUAAAUCAUCUGAAAGUGAUCAUGAUAAUCAUCGUAACAGAAUACAUAAUUUUAUUAGGAAAAAGCGGGCAGCACUUCCUCUGCGGAUUGAUUGGAGGGAAAAAGGUGUCAUCGGUCCCAUAAAAGAUCAAGGAAUAUGUGGUGCGUGCUGGGCAUUCAGCACCAUAGGAACUAUGGAGGCGAUGGCGGCUAUCCAAUCUGGGAAAUUAAACGAACUAAGCGUGCAGGAGGUGAUAGAUUGUGCGGGUCUGGGGAACAGCGGGUGUGCGGGAGGCGAUAUUUGUCUGUUAUUGGACUGGCUAUUAAUGACUGACACUGCGGUGGAGUCAGACAAAGCGUACCCUCUGCGACUCAUGAAUGGGGCCUGUAUGAAGAAGGUCAACGCUACUGGCGUUAAGGUCGAGACGUUCACUUGCGAUGAUUUCGUGGGUGCUGAGGACAAGAUCCUGCAGCUGAUAGCGUCGCACGGGCCGGUGUCGGUGGCGGUGAACGCGCUCACUUGGCAGAACUACCUCGGCGGUGUAAUACAGUACCAUUGCAGUGGUAGUCCCGCGGAGCUCAACCAUGCGGUAGAAUUGGUAGGUUAUGAUUUAUCAGCAGAAGUGCCUUAUUAUAUUGCUAAGAAUUCAUGGGGGAAGAAUUUUGGCAAAGCGGGAUAUAUACAGCUGGCUAUUGGCAACAAUGUGUGCGGACUUGCCAACGAGGUUGCCAGUAUAGAGGUUAAACUG